This is a messenger RNA of Temnothorax curvispinosus, 1168 nucleotides long. Its product is annotated as liprin-alpha-1-like. NCBI's taxonomy places the organism in Eukaryota, Metazoa, Arthropoda, Insecta, Hymenoptera, Formicidae. The record is from RefSeq and is a predicted model, not a curated record. The transcript has 6 exons. Gene Ontology annotation, biological process: synapse organization. Gene Ontology annotation, cellular component: presynaptic active zone. The coding region runs from base 48 to 1151 and encodes 367 amino acids.
UUUGCUUAGAAUCCAAUGAAAGAUUGCAAGUGCAUUUGAAAGAAAGAAUGCACGCGUUAGAAGAAAAGAACGCGCUUACUCAGGAACUCGAAAAAACGAGAAAAGUGGCGGAGGAUUUGCAAAACGAAAAAACUGACAUUGUUAAAGAAUUGGGCAAGGCGCGUCUGGAAAUCGACAACGUUAAAAGACAAAUGCUCCAGCAGGAAAUUGCGUUUAAUAUUCAACAAACAGACGCAUUAACGAGAAGUUUGUCGCCAAACGCUGUGGAUCCAGGCUCCUUCUCGAGGAGCGCAAGUCACAGCAGUUUCGACACACACUCGUUGCCUAGAAGAGGAGGUAAACGGUCAAUCGAAGAUGAUUCAUCGAAGAAUUAUGUUGCACGGACUUUGGCGGAGCAGGAGUGGGAAAAGUUGCAACAAGCACAUGUGCUCGCUAAUGUCCAACAAGCGUUUGAUGUUUCGAGUGACGCAGAAGGCGACGGGGAUAACGAAAGUAUCUUCAGUUGUGCGGCAGACGUAAUUAGCCCUACUGGGCAUACGGAUGCCCAAACAUUGGCAUUGAUGCUGCAAGAACAAUUAGAUGCUAUUAAUAAGGAAAUUAGAUUAAUUCAGGAAGAGAAACAGAGUACGGAAGCACGUGCGGAAGAACUGGAGUCUCGCGUCGGCAGCCUCGAACACAUGAAUCUAUUAGCAAGGGGCCGAAGCCUCGAACGAGCAUCGCCGCCACUGAGCGGCCGAUCUACACCAAAAUCGCACCACAGUCCAAACAGGGAUUAUUUGCAUAAGUACCACACCGUUAGUAAUCACGCACCUGCGUCAAUGUCUCCGGCGCAUUUACAUCAAUAUGCCGCUUCCUUAGUUAGUCCGGGUCAAUUAUCGGAAUCUCUUCCUGCCAGUCAGUUGCAGUUGUCAGGAGAGGAACUGCACUCGGUUAGCGAAAGAGAUAGUACCGGUGGUGUUGGAAGUGGUGGCAGCGACGCAGCAUCUCCUUUAACAGCCAGGUCUCUGAGAUUGGAACGAGUCGUUCAAGCAUUGGCCCAUAGCCAGGAAGAACUUAGAAGACGUACCGGACAGAGCGGAUUUCCGAGUGCUGGUUUCCCCACGCACAGGUUAAUUAAUAAUACUAAUAUUGCAUGUAAAUCACAUAAUUAGGCUGCGUUCGGAAACGU